AUGUUGAUUAUUGGGGUGUUGAAGGGCGAACGAACGUCUCGUCAGGUGCUUCCGCGUUUGGAUGAUUUGUCAUUACGUCAUCGACGCGCUCUCUCAUCGCCGCCUGCUCGACCUACAUUCCCUCGACACGUCCAUUUCGAUGGAAUUUAUCCCAAGAGCGCCACUAUGGGUGUCACCGGCCUCUGGACUGUUCUACAGCCCUGCGCGCGGCCCAUCAAGAUCGAGACGCUGAAUAAGAGGCGCAUUGCUGUCGAUGCCUCAAUCUGGAUCUACCAAUUCCUCAAAGCUGUACGCGACAAAGAGGGCAACGCGUUGCGCAACAGCCAUAUCGUCGGUUUCUUCCGCCGAGUAUGCAAGCUACUUUUCAUUGGCAUCAAGCCUGUCUUUGUGUUCGACGGCGGCGCACCGGCGCUCAAACGACAAACCAUCAGCCACCGCAAGUCACGUCGUGAAGGUAAACGAGACGAUGCAGUUCGGACUGCGGGGAAGCUGUUGGCAAUACAGAUGCAGAAGGCUGCUGAGGAGGAGGAGCGCAAGAGGAAAGAGGCAGGCAGGCGCCCGAGAGAAGAGCAGGAAGAGGAACUACCGGAGAACCUGGUGUAUGCGGAGGAGAUCUUGCAGACACAACAGGAGCGGACAGAGAACCGGAAGUUCAAAAAGAAGGACCAGUACCAUCUGCCUGAUCUAGGCGUGCCUAUGUCGGAGCUAGGUGGUGAUGAUCCCCGGAUAAUGUCGCUCGAGGAGCUAGAAGACUACGCAAGGCAAUUCGACAGAGGCGAAGAUAUCAACGUCUACGACUUCUCCAAGAUCGACUUCGACGGCAUCUUUUUCCAGAGUUUACCACCUGCAGACCGAUACAACAUCUUGAACGCAGCCAGACUGAGAAGUAGGCUGAGGAUGGGCUAUUCCAAAGAUCAGCUCGACGCCAUGUUUCCUGACCGAAUGGCCUUCUCGCGCUUUCAGAUUGAGCGCGUACGCGAGCGUAGCGACCUUACUCAACGGCUCAUGAAUCUUAAUGGCAUGAACGAUGACACGACCUUCGGCACCAACCGUAUCGCAGGAGAUAAGAACAGAGAAUAUGUGUUGGUUAAGAAUGAUGGAGUUGAAGGAGGAUGGGCACUCGGUGUUGUUACGAACAAGGAUGAGGGCAAAGCACACAAGCCGAUCGAUGUUGACCUGCCGUCACGGGCUGCAAAGGUUGAGGAAGACUGGGAGAGCGAGGACGAGUUUGAGGAUGUUCCUAUAGAAGGCCUGAAUCGACUACCCAAAGCUAAGCCUGGCCCCAGCCGUGAGACUGUCGAGGGUCGCGAAUUCAUCUCGAAUGAAUUGAGGAGGCGGCGCCAGACCUUCUACAAGUCAAGAAAGAGCAGACCGACCCAGGCCCAACCCAAAAGGGCUGUCCCCGUUAGAGAGGAUCCCGACUCAUUGUUUUUGGCCGAGGACAACGAAGAGGAGCAAUGGGAGAAUGUGCCGACCAACGGCGAAAAUGAUUUGUUCGAAGCAACUGGUGACAACGCAGAAGAAGAGCAACUGCAACAAGCCAUCGCCCUCUCAAUGCAACAGAACAACGAAAAGGAAGCAGAAGAUGAGGUCGAUGAGCGCCCGGCUCUUGAAGAACAUCAACAACAGCGCGCUUUAGAGACAAAUCCUUUCAAGGCUGCUAAAGGGUACAGAGGAUCGGCAAUUGGUCGGCUAGCAAACCAGCGUGCCAACAAGCUUGCGCCCAAAGGACCGUUCGAGGGUAGCGACAGCGAAGAGGAUGAAAUGGACUUGCAAGCAGCUUUGGCUGAAUCACGACAGUCCAAGAGGCCCACCAAGCCGCAGAGAUUACCGGUCCCACCUAGAGCGCCUGCAUCUGCAGUCGAGACAGAUGAACAGCCCGAAUCCAUCAACACACAUGGCUUUGACGGACCACUACCAUUUGAGAAGCUCAAUCUUGGCACCUCGCUUCUCGGCAAGAAGAAGAUGGAAAAGAUUCAACAGGAUACUGCAGGUGGUUUCGAGAAGGACACUGAAGAGAAGAAGGAGUCUGUGCCAUUGCCGCCGUGGUUCAAGGGUGAACGUGAUAUCGCUCAAGAGCUUGAUGAAUACCGUGACGAAGAAAAGCGAGAGUGGGAAAAGGAUCGCAAGGAUGAAAAAGAGCAGUUCCAAUUCCAGCAACUGCCCCGUCUACGAAAGCAAGAAGCGAGAGAAGUCAUUGAUUUGGACGCCGAUCCUAGUCAGAGCCAGAAGGAGAAGCAGAUCAUUGCUAUGGACUCGGACGAAGAAGAUGACGCCGAGAUGGAGGAUGUAUCAACCAGCUAUGGUCAGGCAGAUAACCCAACAGAAGACGAUCAAGUAAGAAUGAGUGACAUGGCGGACACGGUCCGAGCAGAACCGCCAAAGCUGCUUGCGGACGACCAAAGAGCACCUCCCAUACAAGACCCUAAGCUGGUCAAGAAAAUGCCAUUUGCAGAUGACUCCGACGAGGAUCCGGUCGACUGGUCGGAAAGCGAGCCUGAAGAUGGAAAACGUGCCCCUUCUCAGAGAGUGCAGUACAAGACAGCACAGAAGGUCUCUUCACCAUCCAAAUCCCCAUCGCCAGAGUUUGAGGACGUCCCUAUGAAUACCGACUUGACACCUGCCUCAGCACCAGCUGAAAUAGCUCAGAAGUCAACGUCCCCUGAAUUUGAGGACGUGCCUAUGCACACUGAGCCAGCAGACGCUCCGAAGUCACCAUCACCAGAUUUUGAGGAUGUCCCAAUUGCUGCACCUGCGCGCAGGCCUCGUCGUGAGCCAUCUCCUGCCUUUCUCCAAAGCCCUGACGAUCUUGAGAUCCCUGUCGUUCCGCAUGGCGGGCUUGCAGAUGAUAACGCGCCUCUCGACCUACCUGGCAACGACUCUGAUCAAUAUUCAGACCCCGAAGACGAAGAGCUGUUCGCAUCCCUAGCAGCUGAAGCUGAAGAGCACAACCGUUUUGCCCAAGAAAUCAACAAUGCCGCAUCUCAUGUCGAUUUCGAGACUGAGCUCAAGCAGCUCCGCGCCCAACAGAAAAAAGACCGUCGCGACGCUGACGAAGUAACGCAAACCAUGAUCUCCGAGUGCCAACAUCUCCUCUCCCUCUUCGGCCUCCCCUACAUCACUGCCCCCAUGGAAGCUGAGGCGCAAUGUGCCGAGCUCGUCACCCUCGGCCUUGUAGACGGUAUUGUAACUGACGAUUCCGACACUUUCCUUUUUGGUGGCACACGUGUCUACAAAAACAUGUUCAACGCUGCCAAGUUCGUUGAAUGCUAUCUUGCCAACGAUCUAACGUCGGAAUUCAGCCUAACCCGCGAGAAGCUCAUUGCGAUCGCGCAGCUCCUCGGCUCCGACUACACAACCGGCAUUCCAGGUAUUGGACCUGUUACCGCGCUCGAAAUCAUAUCCGAAUUUCCAAACCUGGAGGACUUCAAGGACUGGUGGACCGGUGUGCAGAACAAUACUAUCCCCAAGGAAGUAGACGCUUCGAAUGUCUUCCGCCGCCGGUUCCGCAAGAGCCAGGCAACCAAGCUCUUCUUACCUCCGGGCUUCCCUGAUCCCCGUGUCGCUGAUGCAUACCUCAACCCGGAAGUUGAUUCUGAUCCACAGCCAUUCCAAUGGGGUGUGCCCGAUCUUGCUGCCUUACGCUCCUUCCUCAGCGCUCAGAUUGGCUGGAGCAGUGAGCGCACGGACGAAGUCCUCGUACCCGUCAUCAAAGACAUGAACCGCCGCGAGAAAGAGGGCACACAGGCCAACAUCACAAGAUUCUUCGAAGGCAACGUUGGGGCCGGCGCAUUCGCGCCGAGAGUCAGGGGCAAUACAACCGGCAGCGGGCCGAGCGGGAAGAAGAAAGGCAAAGCAGCUGCAGGCAAAAGACUAGGCGCUGCGCUGACGCGGCUGGCCGAGCGAGAGGGUGCAAGGGGCGGCAUAGACGAAGAAGAUGAUGAUGAUAAAGACACGGCAGACGUGCCUACCACCGGAGCCAGUACCGAGCCAACAGAGACCGUUGCAGCGAAGCGCUCGAAGCGGAAAGCUCCCAUCUCACUAGCUGCUCUUGACGACGAGCACCGGGAGGAGGACAAUGAUGACGACGAAGACGCAGCGUAUCAAGAACCGAAGAAGAAGAAAGCAAAGAGGACGCGCAAGGCCAAGGCCUAA
Messenger RNA from Ascochyta rabiei, 4155 nucleotides. RefSeq names its product DNA repair protein rad2. Gene Ontology annotation, cellular component: nucleus. Gene Ontology annotation, biological process: nucleotide-excision repair. The record is from RefSeq and is a predicted model, not a curated record. The transcript has a single exon. Gene Ontology annotation, molecular function: DNA endonuclease activity; single-stranded DNA binding. Bases 1 to 4155 code for a protein of 1384 amino acids. NCBI's taxonomy places the organism in Eukaryota, Fungi, Ascomycota, Dothideomycetes, Pleosporales, Didymellaceae.